Phacochoerus africanus (Common warthog) is the source of this 1787-nucleotide messenger RNA. RefSeq names its product WD repeat domain 12 (gene WDR12). Gene Ontology annotation, molecular function: protein binding. The record is from RefSeq and is a predicted model, not a curated record. Gene Ontology annotation, cellular component: PeBoW complex; preribosome, large subunit precursor. Lineage: Eukaryota; Metazoa; Chordata; Mammalia; Artiodactyla; Suidae. Gene Ontology annotation, biological process: ribosome biogenesis; maturation of LSU-rRNA from tricistronic rRNA transcript (SSU-rRNA, 5.8S rRNA, LSU-rRNA); maturation of 5.8S rRNA from tricistronic rRNA transcript (SSU-rRNA, 5.8S rRNA, LSU-rRNA). The coding region runs from base 387 to 1658 and encodes 423 amino acids. The transcript is spliced from 14 exons.
CAGCAGGAAGAAAGGGGGGUUGGGAGGUAGUGUCCGGUCCGUCGGCGCAGACAGCUCUCCCAAACCUCGGACUCCCCCAGUCCCACCGCGGCCGAGCGCCCUAUAGGGCGAGAAGGGAAGUCCAAAAAGUGCUGGAGUAGAGGGAAGAAAAUUCAAAACGAGUCUACUCAACCUCGUCUUGGCUCCGAGGCCCCGCCAUGGAGACCCUCACAGUGCGCAGGCGCACCCCUCCGGGAGCGCGCAGCGCAGUCGCUCGAGAUAAGACCACUAUCAGCCACCGUCGCGUGUUUCCCUUCUGAUUCGUUCUUUCUUUCGUAUCCCCUCCUCUCACCUGGAUCUAAAGCUUGAAGCUAGUGGCGAAACACCAAGAAAAAUCUCGGCAAGCCAUGGCUCAGCUCCAGACACGCUUCUUCACUGACAACAAAAAAUAUGCGGUAGAUGAUGUUCCCUUCUCGAUCCCUGCAGCCUCUGAAAUUGCUGACCUUAGUAACAUCAUCAAUAAAUUGCUGGAGGCCAAAAAUGAGUUCCACAAACAUGUGGAGUUUGAUUUCCUUAUCAAGGGCCAGUUUCUGCGAAUGCCCUUGUUCAAGCACAUGGAACUGGAGAACAUCUCAUCAGAAGAGGUUGUGGAACUUGAGUACGUGGAGAAGUAUACUGCACCUCAGCCAGAACAAUGCAUGUUCCACGAUGACUGGAUCAGUGCAAUCGAGGGAGCAGAGGAAUGGAUCUUGACUGGUUCUUAUGAUAAGACUUCUCGGAUCUGGUCCUCAGAAGGAAAGUCAAUAAUGACAAUUGUGGGACAUACAGACGUUGUAAAAGAUGUGGCCUGGGUGAAAAAAGAUAGUUUGUCCUGUCUGCUACUGAGUGCCUCUAUGGAUCAGACCAUUCUCUUAUGGGAGUGGAAUGUGGAGAGAAACAAAGUGAAAGCCCUGCACUGCUGCAGAGGUCAUGCUGGAAGUGUGGAUACUUUAGCUGUUGAUAGCACAGGAACCAGAUUUUGCAGUGGCUCCUGGGAUAAGAUGCUAAAGAUUUGGUCUACAGUCCCUACAGAUGAAGAAGAUGAGAUGGAAGAAUCCACAAAUCGACCAAGAAAGAAACAGAAAACAGAGCAAUUGGGGCUAACAAGGACUCCCAUAGUGACCCUCUCUGGCCACAAGGAAGCAAUUUCCUCGGUUCUGUGGUCAGAUGCGGAAGAAAUCUGCAGUGCAUCUUGGGACCACACAAUUGGAGUGUGGGAUGUUGAGUCUGGCAGUCUGAAGUCAACUUUGACAGGAAAUAAAGUAUUUAAUUGUAUCUCCUAUUCUCCACUUUGUAAACGUUUAGCAUCUGGAAGCACAGAUAGGCACAUCAGACUGUGGGAUCCCCGAACUAAAGAUGGCUCUUUGGUGUCACUGUCUCUAACCUCACAUACAGGCUGGGUCACUUCAGUAAAGUGGUCUCCUACUCAUGAGCAGCAGCUGAUUUCAGGUUCUUUAGAUAACAUUGUCAAGCUAUGGGAUACAAGAAGUUGUAAGGCUCCUCUCUAUGAUCUGGCUGCUCAUGAAGACAAAGUUUUGAGUGUAGACUGGACAAACACAGGGUUACUUCUGAGUGGAGGAGCAGACAAUAAAUUGUAUUCCUACAGAUAUUCACCCACCACAUCCCAUGUGGGGGCAUGAGAGUGAAUGAUAAUUUGACAACAAAGAUUCCUUCUGUAAAUGAAAUCGAUAGAGAAUUCUCAGAUUACAUCAAUGCAGCUGUAGGAAGCAGCUUUUUAGAUUAAAGGUUAUGUACUGUUUCACCCUUAA